AGAAGCAGCAGCCGAAGGUAAGAAGUGUGGAGUAAAGCGGAUGCCAUGACAACAUGCUGACCCUUUUAGGCGGCAGAAUCUCCUUGGCACAUGGAUACAGCACUUCAGACCACUGGACCCGGACAACCUUUCAAUGUCAUUGACAAACGGUGGUUCUCUCAAGGUAAUAUCCCCCCUCCUCUCCUCUAUGGAGCGCACUGAGCUCUCCUCCUCCUCCUCCACCUCUGAAGUCGUCAUGCAGAAGAAAGGCGCAGCCUCCAGCCGCGCGCAGAGCCGCGUGGACGAGUCCGGCUCGCGCGUCUCCAGCCACGCCGCCACGGAGGAGGCGGAGGACGGAGACGGAGAGGCUAAGUUUCAGCUUGCGAGGCUCAGACGCGGAGGAGCAGGAGGAGCAGGAGGAGGAGGAGGAGGAGGAAGCAUCCGGAUGAAAAACUUUAGCGCGGCGGAGAGGAAGGAGCAGCCGGCGCGUGCCGGUGAUGCUCCGGGACGAAACGAAACGGACGACGGCGGUGGAGGAGGAGGAGGAGGAGGCGGAGGAGGAAGGACAACAACUUCAUCCGUGACGCCGGAAGGACCGGCCGAAGCACCUGCACCGUCCGGCACCAAGUGCAGCAAGAACGGUGAGUGCCGGCGGGACUCUGGCGCGAGCAGCCUCCGCUCCAUCAUGUCCCGACAGGACGGUGGACCCAGGCGCGCCGCAUGCAACUCCACGGCCAGCGCGGACGGCCCCAGCACGCCCGCCGGUGACCGGGACCUCCCGGACAAGAGGGACCCACGCGUGUCGUUCUCUAACGCGCCCAGCCGCAAAGCGUCCUCGGCGGCGCACGGAGCGCAGCAGCCGCGCAGCUCCGUCACCUUCCUCAAGUCUGAGGACGGAGUGCAGGCAGCGGCGGGCGGAGAGGACGCGGAGGUGCGCGGCAGCCAGGGCAGCUUCAUGCAGAGGCAGUUCGGGAGCAUGCUGCAGCCGGGGGUCAACAAGUUCUCCCUGCGCAUGUACGGCAGCCAGAAGGCCGUGGAGAGAGAGCAGGAGCGCGUGAAGAGCGCGGGAAACUGGAUUAUUCACCCCUACAGUGACUUCAGGUUCUACUGGGAUUUUACAAUGCUGCUUUUCAUGGUGGGUAACCUGAUCAUCAUCCCUGUGGGCAUCACCUUCUUCAAAGACGAGACCACCACACCUUGGAUCAUCUUCAACGUGGUCUCCGACACCUUCUUUCUCAUGGACCUGGUGCUCAACUUCCGCACGGGUAUCAUCAUCGAGGAGAGCUCGGACAUAAUCCUGGACCCCAAGACCAUCAAGAAGAAGUACCUGAAGACCUGGUUCGUGGUGGACUUUGUUUCGUCCAUCCCCGUGGAUUACAUCUUCCUGAUCGUGGAGAAGGGAAUAGACUCGGAAGUGUACAAGACGGCGCGGGCCUUGCGGAUCGUGCGCUUCACAAAGAUUCUCAGCUUGUUGAGGCUCCUGAGACUCUCCAGGCUCAUCCGCUACAUUCACCAGUGGGAGGAGAUCUUCCAUAUGACGUAUGACCUGGCGAGUGCUGUGAUGCGGAUCUUUAACCUGAUCGCCAUGAUGCUGCUGCUGUGCCACUGGGAUGGCUGCCUGCAGUUCCUGGUGCCCAUGCUGCAGGAUUUCCCCUCCGACUGCUGGGUCUCCCUCAACAAGAUGGUGAAUGACACAUGGAGUGAGCUGUACUCGUUUGCUGUGUUUAAGGCGAUGAGUCACAUGUUGUGUAUAGGCUAUGGGCGGCAGGCUCCGGAGAGCCUGUCCGAUAUUUGGCUUACCAUGCUCAGCAUGAUCGUGGGAGCCACCUGCUACGCUGUCUUCAUCGGCCACGCCACUGCCCUCAUCCAAUCGCUGGACUCCUCUCGCCGCCAGUACCAGGAGAAGUAUAAACAAGUGGAGCAGUACAUGUCCUUCCACAAACUUCCGGCAGACUUCCGACAAAAAAUCCAUGAUUACUACGAGCACCGCUACCAGGGAAAGAUGUUCGAUGAGGAGAGCAUCCUGGAGGAGCUCAAUGAGCCACUCAGAGAGGAAAUAGUGAACUUCAACUGCCGGAAGCUGGUGGCCUCCAUGCCUCUGUUUGCCAACGCUGAGCCCAACUUUGUGACAGCCAUGCUGACUAAGUUGCGCUUUGAGGUUUUCCAGCCCAGAGAUUACAUCAUCCGCGAGGGCACCAUCGGCAAGAAGAUGUACUUCAUCCAGCACGGUGUGGUCAACGUCCUCACCAAAGGAACAGUGGGAAUGAAGCUUUCCGAUGGCUCUUAUUUUGGAGAAAUCUGUUUGUUGACACGGGGUCGGCGAACGGCAAGUGUUCAGGCAGAGACGUACUGCCGCCUCUACUCACUCUCAGUGGACCACUUUAACGAGGUGCUGGAGGAGUACCCCAUGAUGAGGAGAGCUUUCGAGACCGUUGCCAUUGACAGGCUUGACCGUAUAGGUAAGAAGAACUCUAUUCUAAUGCACAAAGUGCAGCACGACCUCAAUUCGGGUGUCUUCAACAACCGUGAGAAUGAGAUGAUCCAGGAGAUUGUCAAGUAUGACCGCGAGAUGGUGAAGCUUGUGGACCUGCAGCGCCCGAGAGCCAUGUCCAUGACGCCUUCCAUCCCCGGAGGCAUCUUUGCCCCUCCUGGUCAAUCCCAGGGUGCCUCUGCCAUCGCCACCCUCCAGCAAGCCGUAGCCAUGAGCUUUUGCCCCCAGAUGGCCAGCCCUCUGGUGGGGCAGGGUGCGUUGCAGUCCCCGCGAAUGGUCAGACGCUUCCAGGCCAUCCAAAACCUUUCCAGCCCUGUGUCCAUCUCUCCCAUGCAGUCACAGCCGAUUCCCGGGGGAGCCUAUGCUGCUGCGGCUACUUCCAGCCCGCCAGUGCAGAGCCCAUUAGCAGCAAUGGGUGGCCGGACAUUCCAAUAUGGCUGCAGCCCAAUGGGUGGGCGCACGGGAUCUCAACUGUCCCUUAUCCAGCAACAUGUGCCCAGUCCUACGCGGGCCACCCCGCAGAAGAGUGCCCACUCCUUGCAGCAUGGGGGCAGCUUGACCCAGGAUGCACGGGCCUUGUCGGCUUCCCAACCUUCUCUGCCCCAGGAUGGCCCACCAGCUGUAGGCCCCAGCCCACCACCAUCAACCCAUGUAUCCUCUACAUCCAUUGGUCCACCACAAGCCCCUCACCCUGCCAUUCCUGGGCCUUCUGGAGUUAGAAGUGCUGUGCCUCAAAGAAUGGCACUGCCCCCCCAGACAUCAGCAGCAGGACCUGCUUACCCCUCCACUCCACAACCUGUGGGUACCCCUUCGGUGGCCGGUGGAGCAGCUAUUGCAGGACAAGGUCAUCUUGACCCAAUAGUGCACAAGAAAGAUUCAAUAGUUAGUCUCCCAGAAACAGACUCCGCUAGAUCCAGGCUGUCCUCGAACCUCUGACCGGAACAUGCACUAUUGGCACUAUUGUGAGUCACAAUGAAUUCUGUUCCCCGGGUUCUAUCGAUGCGAUAUUUCUGUUCGCUUCUAACAGCCUUCAGUGAAGGAGGCAGAAUCUGAGCUUUGUAACUGAUGAGAAGGGGGAUUAAUCAGACAGAUGUACUACUACUAGAUAUAACGUCGCUACUGUAACUAGGUUGAAGCAAGUAGGGUGUUUCUAGUCGACCCACUUGCAUAGUUAGUCACUUUCGCAUUCAGCUAAUAAAAAUGCCCCCUUGCUGUCUUUGUUAUGAAGAGGGAUGGGGUGGAAAUUCUGUUGCAUACUCUGUAGAGUCCAUACAAUGCAAUCUGGCCUGAGCUGGGACUUAAGUUUAAAAAAAAAAUAAAAAAUCAGGGACUUGCAUCAGAUGACAAUGAUGAAAUUUUAUGCUUUGCAAAAGUGUUUUGAGUGUCCUUUUUUUCUGUAUAAGCUAUAAUUGUAGCAAACUAAUUAACUGUCCAUAUUCUUGUAAAAUAUCCAUGAAAAUAGUAUUACAGACCGCGGGUCGAUCUUACAUCGAUAUGUAAAUAGGAUAAAUGAGGAAAAAAACCCAGUAAAUAUCUUCAUUGUAUUUACUCAAAAACCAAAGUUGAGCUUGAACACAAAGUUUGGUUGUGUCUGUGUCAACUGAGAAAAAAGAAACGCCAUUUAUUUAACUGCCUUGAUUCCGAGUUUAGAAGCCAUAUACAUGGUUUGUGUGUGUCUAUGUGGGAGCACAGGAGCAUGUAAGCCUGUUAUUCAUUGAUCUGUUUUCUCAAGAGAGUGCAAAGCUACUGUAGUGUUUUUUUUAAGUGUUUUGCUGGGCAUUUUUGAUGGAUGUGUGCACAAUGGCUAAGGCAAUACUCGGCAGACUCUGGGCUGCACUGAAAGUUUUUACUGAUGAAGACCAAUGACUCUGUCACUGGUAGCAGAGGAACCAAAAGAAUCGAAAUCUCUGAAACAAGACUCAACUCGUGCUAGGUUUUUUUUUUUUUUGGAUCCAAGUUGAUCGUUUCAUGCAAUAUGAUUCUGCAAUACGCUAACCCUGCUUAUUGUCUGAAUUUUUAAUGUUGCAAUGCGAAUACUUUAUUCUGUAGGUAAUGAGGUACAGUUAUGAGAGGGACAAACUUUGUGUAUAAUGAGUUUUGCUUCAGGCAUAACUUUCUCCAUUUUACACUAGCACUGAAAUAUACUGACAUUACAGAGUGAACUGGGGUUUUCCUGCAAAGUUGUUGUUGGUGGUAUUUAAAUUUGUGGCAUUUCUAGACAUCUUAAAGUGCUGCACUAAUACACUUGAUUCAAUUUAGGCUGAACUGAUUGUUGUUUCUUUUUAUAUUUUCCUAUUUGUAGCCUAAUUUACCUGCAAAAAGUCAAAUACUUGUGUUUUGUUGUGGCAUUCAAUUGCAUUGACUUAAAAAAUAACCAAUUAUUUGUGCAAUUUAACCAGUAUUUACAAUGCUCUGCACUUUAAUGAAACCUCCAAGGUAGGUCUUACCAUGUUUAUCUGGCCAAUGUAAGGGUUGUUGUGGAUGUUGACCACAUCGGUUGUUUUGGUCAUUGGCUGAAACAUCACUGUUGUCUUGAUUUAAAGAUGUUUCACCUCAACAGUACGUAGUCGCUUGUUUCAUAGUUAACCGCUGCAGUUUUUCUUUUCACUUAAACUUGGAUUGACAGCUGUAUAUAUGAUAUUGUAAAUCAACAUGUGAAUCUGAAUAGCAAUGUUAGCUAGGGGAGGGACUUAGUACUCAAGAAAAAGAAAACUGAACUCAGAUGGCAAUAGGUGCGUACUUAGUUUCUGAAUGUAUGCCAAUUGGCGUUUUAUGACAGCAAAAUGAAUAUCAAUUACUGCCAUGUAAAUAGGAUCAUAUUAAGUAAUGCAAAACAGAACGCGUGUGUGUUUUUCUGAGUGUUUAUUGUGGUGAUCAACUCUUGAUUAUGCUAAUUAGAUACUUCUCAAAUUUUUUUAUUUUUUUUAAAUGUCUGGUGUUGUUACCACUAUCCCCCACUGGAGACUGGGUCUUAGGUUUGAAAGUACAUGAAGAUGUUAUACAAUAAAGCACACAGUAUCCCCAUGAGCGCCCUCUAGAGGGCAAGUAUAUCGCCACAUUCCUAACAACCAUACCGAGUUGACCUGUGGUGGGUUUUACGAUUUGAUGACAUGGAUAUAGGCAGCUUAAUGAGUGUGGUAAAUCAGCACUGUAAACAUUUCUGCUAUUCAAUUCUAAGACUAAGAUAAUAACUUGUGUUUAUAUAUCCCUUUAUUACAGCAUUUUCUUUUACAUUUUAGUAAUUAAUUUCAUUUACAUUGGUAAGUGUAACACUGUUGUCGACUGGGCUGUCUUUCACCAGGGGUUUUGCAUUAGCGCCAUAACGUACAAUAAGCAUCUGUACAACCAAAUAAAUGUCCAUUUCUGGUCCUCCUGAGCUGGCAUUGCCAUUUACCAGCAGUAAUGUGAUCACAUGAUCAAAUAAAUCCUAGGAAAAAAAAAAAAGCAUGAGAUAGAGUGACUGUCCAGCUGGGCUCCAUGUAACUUGAUUCCUGAUUUGUUAUACUAUCGCUUGUCUUUAAUUACACAAGCAUAAUACAUUCUGUGCUGUCCUUUUUUUGCCUGUACGGUGCAGCUUUCUGUUUUGUUACAGUUCUACUUCCUAUUGUCAGAAGUGCACAAUAAUGCAUUUGUUUCUAUUUUAUCAUUGUGUCUACAGUAGAUCCCCAGCCUACUGACAGCUGUAUUGUGAGUGAGAUGAACCAAAUGAAUGAAUACCUGCUGUAUGUAUAUCACUGCGGUUAAACUGCAAAUUAUUGGAACUGUUUAUUUUUGUUACCAUGCACAUAUGAUAGAGUUAUAGCCCUAUUUAAGCUGCUAUUUUGGCUCUACAAGACUUGGGAGGUUUGUGUGAAAGGUGGUCAUAUGAAACCCCCCCCACCCCAACACACACACACACACACACUCCACCCCUUACUUAAAGGAAUGCUACAUGCCGAAUUCCAAGGCUGGCUUUACAUGGGGAAACUUUGCAGGUUACAACUUGUAGCAUGUAACACAUUCAGUUAUCCAGAUAGAAAGCAUAUAUCAGUCCACUGACUUGGUAUGGAGGGCACCCCGCUAAUGGUAUGCCACUGCUGGUCCACCCACAGACUACCCAGAUUAUUGUCCUGCAUACAUGACUAGUCUAACUAGUUUUUAUUCCCCUCAAACAGAUUUUAAAUGCUCCUAGCCUUUUAUUUUGGAAAAUAAUAUAUGAAAAAUAUUACAAUUGCUAGAAAAAAAAAAACUAUGCCUGUUUUUAAAAUAAUCAUGAUAUUGCUGUUAAAAUUUUUUGUUAAAGUUAUUUACAAAGGAUAAGGACAGAAAACGAGUAAAUUGGACUGUGAGUAGAAAAUGAGUAAUGAAAAAGUACCAUUUUGCCCACUUGGCUGUCCAGAAAACACUAAGCUAAAAGCCAGUGGGCUGCUAGCCUUGCUGUCAGUGGGCCAACAGUGGCCCACUAUCCUCUUGCUAUCUGAGUGUUAAUUACUUAGCAAGAUAAGCCGUUAGCAUUUUUCAUAGUUCAUGUACUUUACAUGUACAUUUAUUUAAAAGUUUCUUCAUGUAUAGCCAGCCUAGCAUGGCUAACACUAAAUGAAUACUGCUGGUGAUUUCAUUUGCAUAAUGCUAGCUGGCCUCCACUGACUAUUAGCAACAUUAGCAGUUCUAAGUGAAGUGUUCCUUUAAGUAGACAUUUGGAGUAGUACCCUCUACGUUUUACUGUAAGCUUGACAUGCAGCUCAUGUGAAGUCCCUGACGAAAACUCUUUUGGUCAGAAAGGCCAGCACUGAAGCUGAACUAAGAUGGACAAUUAUUGGAAAGUACCAUCAUCCAAAAGCUCCUGUUUCACAGUACAGGACGUAAAUGGUACAAAAUGCCUUGGUAUAAAAAUGUCUUAGUAAAUCAGGGUACUUUAUGUUUCUGUUCUGAGAAGUGUUUUUUUUUUGUUUGUUUGUUUGUUUGUUUGUUUUCUGUUUUGUUUUUUCGUAUUUACAGUGUGCCCCAACGCACAAUGUAAUGUACAUACCUAGUGCCUAGUAUACCUAGUUUCCACAUAGUCUAUUUUAGUGGUACGUGGCUCUGUAAAAGAAUAAGUGCAAACUAUGUGUUUUUUUUUUUUUACCUUGCAAUAUAUGUACAAUAUAGCUGCUGAAUAGUUGUUAGCAAAUGAAAAACGAAUAAUCCAGCAUAAUCUUCCCCACGUUGGAAGAUACGACUUGCACAUUCAUGUCUGUCCUGGACCCUUGAACAGCAUGCGCUGUCUGUACCCGUGGUGCACUGGGGUUGAGUUGACUUGCUGGGACGCACAUUGUGGAGCACCUGCCAAAACGCCUGGCUCCACCUGAACGCUGGUUUUCGGUGGAGCCGCUGUUGCAAUCCAUAGACAUCACGCCAGAUGGCUUGGUGCUUUUCGAAAUCAAAUCCACCUCUGUAGUAGACUAGAUGUCAGCUGAGCACACACAGAUAAACAGAAAAACACAGCAGGUCUGAUUAUAUUAAAUAUAUUAGAAAUCUUUAUUAACAUAUAAGCAUGCAUAUAUAGUUUUCAAUGAAGUGUAUAUAACAGAGACAAUUUUACACACACACACACACACACACACACACACACACACACACACACACACACACACACACACACAAACAUAUAUAUAUGAUGUUACAAGAUAACACAGACAACUGCAGCAAGAAUCAUAAUUAGUUCCUCUUUAAACAGUACAAAUGUCAGAGGCUACUUUUAGUUUAUUUCCAGUCAAACAGCUAUUUAAUGCAAGUACAAUAGCAGAAAACAUAUGUUUAACAGAAAAUUGCACAGACACUUCAACAACCAUGCAACAACAAAUAUAAUUUGUUUAAAUUUUGUCAGUAUUUAGUGUGGCCACCCUUUACCUUUAUUACAGCUUCCAUUCAUUUCAAGAGACUUUCAGUUUUCCAAAGAAAUCUGCAGGGAUAUUUUCCACAUGUCCAAAGUUCAGUCUUAGAAGUUGGUUGCAUUUUCUGUUUCUCACGAUUCAAGUAAUCUAACAUUCCAUGAUGUUGAGGUCUGGACUCUGGGAUGGUCAGUCUAUUGUUCUGGGAAGAUUCUUUUUUUUGUGUAUUUCUUUUUCUUUUAAAAAGAUGAAAAUGUUAUUGUUUACCUGAUGGUGGUCUAGUAGGUCUUCCAUGGUGGUCCCAUUUUCUCUACACUUUAUAAUCAUGUUUUAAACUCCAAUUUUAGAAAUACCUGUUUUUUUUCCCUUCCUUAUGGAUUUAUAUAUACUCUCAACAGGAAUAUCUUGAAAAAUUAAUAACUUGGACUUAAUGGCUGUUAGACUGGAAAUUAGAUAAGUAAAAGGGUGGUACCUGGCUUUUUCAAAGUACUUUAUACAUGUCUAUUUCAAUAUGACAAGAAAGAGAGUCCUAUGGCAAUUGACCUGCAAUUUCACACUGAAAGAAGUGAGGCCUUAAUUAACUUGAUUUAAAGAUGUUCCUCAUUUCUACAUGAAUAAAAUAUAUAGUAUAAACACAGUUAUUGCCAGACAUCAAUUUAAAGUGGAGAUUGUGUUGUAACAUAUUUAAUUCAUGUGGAAUGAUGUACAUGUUUGAAUCAAUGCCUCACCUUAUUCAGUGCAGCGUAUCAUAAGGUUUUUUUUGUUUUUUUUUGUAAUUUAGAGAUUUGAAAGCAUUGCUGAAUUCCCCUGAAAUGUGGACGACACUGAAAUGCAUUAGCAAAGGCCUAAUUGGCCUUUUGUUGCUCUGAAAGCCCAUGAGUGGAGUGUAGUAGCAAAGCCUUGUUAGAUCCCUGCUUGUUUUGUAGCGCCUGUCUUUAAAAUGCAGAUGGUGAGCUCUUCCUAGAGAUGUGAAUUUGAAUGUAACAGCGGAUGACAGAUUUCGCUGCGUGUUUUAAUGCUGAAUAUUCAUGCCAGUCCAUCCUGCCAUGUAGUCUUAAGUGCUAGCAUGGCUCUUAAAUGCAUCUUCACAAGAGCAAAUUAACUUUGCUAGCAUAAAGUCAGUAGCUUCUUUGAUUAAACGUAGCUGUCUUUUCAUUAAAGCUCCCUCACUUUCUCUCUUUCUGCUGUAGUUGUGUGUGAACAAUUCACCACCAAAGUGAAGAACCAAAAGCUACAGCAGGGCUGUGCAGUCAGACUGGCAGUGAUUUUAAAAAGUGUCAGAUUAAGCGCUCUUUCGGCUGCUGCGCAUAAAAUGGCUUUGGAUUUGUGUCUGUUUCUGCUGAUUCAGGCCUGGCUAAGCCCCGAUGGGGCUAAGUGAAGGCUAGAAAGGCCUUCCAAGGAUGUUUAGCUGUUUAGCAGGUUGCAAACAUCCAAACUAGUGUCACAUGUUAUUAGCGUUAACAGGGAGACAAAUUCUACCCCAUUGUUUUCAAUCUGCCUAGUUUCAAUUAGCUACAACUACAUAGUGCACCUCCGUAGCAUAGCAUAACUGUGUUAUAUAGUGACUCUAUACAUACAUUGAAGUGGUCCGGUUAGAAUAAUUAACUUGUUUUGCUAAGAAAGAACACAUUAUAGGUGGAACAUGGACAUUCAAAACUACGUUAAUAACAUAACACUUUGUGGCCUCUGCAUUCUGUUUAUAACUGAAUCAAACUUAGCUUGCUAAGUUGAUGUAGAUGGGCAGGUAUCCACGCAUUAGCACUUAUUGGUCUUUUAUUACUAUUAUUAGUUUUAUUAGUUUUUAUUACUAGAAACAUGGAAUAUAACCCAUUUUAAACACAGUGUGAUGAAUGUUAGCCUAUAGUACAACCUUGUCUUACUGUAAAAGCGACAACCAUCAUCAUAUCUGUUGUAAACAGGUCUACAUACCUCCUACAGCAAUGCUGGUGUUGUCUCUAGAGUGAGAUUUUCCCAUUUAAAGACUAGCAAAUACCAUCUGAUGAAAUUUUGUGAGCUGACUUUUUACUUUACCUCAAUUUGGCUUCUUUUCUCUGGAUAAAAAAGUCAAUUUUGUGCUGAAGAAAGUUAAUAUUGCUGUUUUUUAUGAUUUGGCUUGAUGAGUGACUUAAGAGUUACACUAAUGUUAACUUGGUUGCAGUUAUAAGCCUAUAUAUCAGUGGCUAGGAUAGCAGUCAGGGAUUCCUAUGGUUGUAUGAGGUGUUUCGUAAUGCAUGACUUAAAAACAUAAAAUGUUUUUAAGUUUCAGAAGUUCAAAGGUAUAAUGCUGAGCUAAAGAAUAGUAAAUAACACAAGAAAUAACGUAUUAAACUCCAGUUUAAUGUAAGAAUGCCCCUUAAAUCUAACCUUCUGUUGAAUGAGACUAUGUUUAAAUGAUUUUUUUACUUACUUGUUUGACUUAUUUAUCAUUUAAAGAAUGUUUUAUUGGAAAUCAAGUUAAUUAAACUGUAAGAAUUUGAUUAUUUUUCUAGUCUUUAGAUGGCAGUAUUUUUUUCCUUCAUUUUUUGCCAUAGUAUUGGUGUCACAUUAUGGUACUACAGGUAUCAGAAUAACUGUAGUUAACAAUCUAAAUGAUUGUCAUUGUCAGUCCAUCUGCUGCAGUGGUUAUAAAAGGAAGAGCUAUGGCUUUGCUGCAGCACUCCUGAUGUUCGAGGCUCGGUCAUGAUUAGCUACGUGUAGGUAUGUGUGUCAGUGUGCAUGCACACUCACUCAGCACUCCUUCACACGCCGCAUAGUGCAGAUAUUAGUCAUCCGUCACCUGUGGAGGUCGAUUGAAGUGCAGUGGGCUAUGAUGGCCCCGUUCCAGUCCACAGACACUGUCUUUUCCUGCCCCCCUUCCCUUCGUUCACGAUGAUUCACCUUAAGUACUGUUCAGGCAGAAUUACUUUAGUAUGACAAGCUGGGGUAAUGGAAUUGUUACCAGAGUAUCUCUGAUCUCUGUGGCUUUAAGCCCGUCCAGAUCCAUCAUAUGUGGGGGUUAUGUAUUGUACAGAAUAUGAUCAUGUGAACUGAUACUUUGAUUUCAGCUUUGAUGGUGUGAGUCCUGAACAAUUCAUUAGUGAUACUUUCUUUUACAAAAGAAUGCUAUGUAAAAACAUCUAUAGUAAUAGCAUUAUAUAGCAUUCCGCGGGUCAUGAGUAGAGCGCAUGCUCUAGUACGUCAUGGUUCUCUUGUCAUAUCUAUCCAGCUGUAUUAACUGAAAGCUGUGCUAAUAGCUGAGGAGUGUACAGUCAGCCAUCAAAGUAACAUCAUCCUGUCAUCCAGCAGGUUACAGGACAUUUACAUGUUUACAGUCGUAUGCAAAAGUUUGGGCACCCUUUGUCAAAUGACGUUUUGCUGAAUUUUAGGUGAAAAUUAGCUAACAAUCCGUGACAGAGAGCACAUUUUAAUACACACUACUAACACUACUGUUUACUUGCUGAAUAUAUUUGGGAGGGGGAGGGGUGAACGUUAAAAUGUGGCCUGUGCAAAAAUUCUGACAUAUUUUAUCUUUGUUUUUUUUCACUAUUUAUUAUUUCUUUUUUGUGGGUGAUGACACAAAAACUGUGUAACUGGGGGUGAUCUGUUAUUUGCAUUUGUUCAAAUCUGUUGUUAGUUUCAUCCAAGCACCCAUCUAGAUUCAGGAAAAGCAUGUUUAUCGGAUUGCUGAGACCGAUUACUUAAGUAUUGAAAUUUGGUAAUGAAUGGCUGAAUUUUCUGGAACUCUGCGGUAUUGAAAUCAUAUCAUUAACUUUCUGUGCACUGUGUUUCUGCGUUCGAAAAGAGAGUAAAGGACAGAAAUCCAGCUUUAGGAGCAUUUCCCCAAAAUGGUCCACAAAGUCUGCGUCCCACAAAGUGCCAUUGUAACGAAAAUAGUUGAUGCUGUUAAAAGUUGGCCAUUUAAUCUUAAACUAGCCAUUUCGCCCAUGCACAGUGUACAUUUGACUAGACUUGCAUAAAAAGUUGACGCUCACCUGUGUUGCGGUACGUCUAAACAGCUGACAUGGAACUAAGAUAGUAUGAAGCAUGAACAUGUAUUCUCUGCAGCCCAUAUCAAGUCGAUAAGAAUUGGCCUACUUCAAGUGUACAAAGCUGAAAGCACACCUGUAGUCUUGUUGUGUGUGCUGAUGUUGAUGGUUGGCUGUAAACUCCUAAACUAAUGUCACUACAGACAGGUAGGUAGAAACGAUAAGAGAGAUUACAGUACAUUUUUGAGCAUAUUAUAUGCUUGUGAGCUCUGGAAGCUACACAUUACAUAUUGAACAAUGAUGACACCAUGUAAGACUUGCAGACACUUGAUCUUAUAAAGUUCUUAUUUAAUUGCAAAUUGGUCAUCCAAUUUGCCCGUGGUAACAUUACUUAAUGGAAAACAUAUCUUGUCUGAAAAUGACAUACGUAAUGUAUGUAAUUUAGUAGCAGCUAUCAUGUUUAGGUAUGAUGCAUCUUUCUUACAAACUACUUUUUAUUGUUGCACAGUAAUUAACUCCCAGUAAGCCGUCCUUAUUUCCUUCCUUUCUCUCUAGCGUUUCCCAUAAGCAUUUCACUCACUCCUUCUCUCUCCCCAUUACCAUUGAUCUUUUAGAUGAAAGCAAGUGAAACUGAUGGUAGCCCUACAGCAAGGUCAGCUGUAGCUUGUAAAGUGCAGCAUGUCCUGCGAUGGGAAAAUGUGGGCUGUUACACAAGCAGUGGUGGUUCAUACAUCUACACAGCAAUGAUAUGAAGUGAAAGAUCAGGCCGCGUCUGUUCUGGAGUGAUGUCUAUGGUAGUGACGUGCUAAAGCUCCUGGUACUAAGCAUUACUUGUCUUUUUCAAUAACCUGCUCCGUCAGUAGCAAUGUUGUCAAAGCGUUCCUUACAAAUGACUACUUGUUGUGCAAUAAAAAUCGAGAGCAUUGGCA
Molecule: messenger RNA, 13213 nt
Organism: Pygocentrus nattereri (red-bellied piranha)
Lineage: Eukaryota; Metazoa; Chordata; Actinopteri; Characiformes; Serrasalmidae
Product: potassium/sodium hyperpolarization-activated cyclic nucleotide-gated channel 2-like
Exons: 9
Coding region: 134-3406 (1090 amino acids)
Biological process (GO): transmembrane transport; potassium ion transport
Cellular component (GO): membrane
Molecular function (GO): voltage-gated potassium channel activity
Source: RefSeq, a predicted model, not a curated record